CUCUUUUCAUGAUAGUUAUUUGUGAGAUAGCAGGUCAUCCCUGAAACUGUUUCCCUCUUUGGAAUGAGCUGAAGGCGAUAUUUACAAGUAGUCCUGUUAAAUCUGACAAGCGGGACUUCCUGCUUGUCCUACUGUUGCAAUGCCUGGUCUCCUGCUCCCUUCUCUCUUGUGCGGCCUCCUCCUCCUCCUUCCACUAGCUUCCAGUUCUGCUUCUAAUGGUGACACAGUGGUCAUAACUAGCAGUGGCCCUGUUAUGGGCAAGCAACUCUUUGCUGGCCUUGGAUCUGUGACAGCCUAUCUAGGUAUUCCUUAUGCUGCGCCUCCUCUGGGGGAGUUGCGCCUCCAGAAACCUCUUCCACAUCAGCCAUGGACUCAAAUAUUAGAGGCCACCAGCUUUGGCAAUUCCUGUCCUCAAUUUGUUUUUCGGGAUGUCCCUGAAGCAGAGCUAUGGGUUCCUAAAACACCACAGUCAGAAGAUUGCCUUUCCCUCAACAUCUGGGUGCCCUACCCACAACUUUCUUCACCAAUGCCUGUUCUGGUCUGGAUACAUGGAGGAGGAUUUUUCAUUGGCACAUCUGCUCUGCCCUUGUACAAUGGGGCAUCCUUAGCUGCUACUGAGAAAGUCAUUGUGGUCUCUAUCAAUUAUCGCCUGGGGGCCCUAGGCUUUCUUUACUUACCACCAGCUGCUCCAGGGAACAUGGGCUUAUGGGACCAACAGCUGGCCCUGAAGUGGAUAAAAGAGAAUGCAGCUGCUUUUGGGGGAGAUCCUUCUCGGGUGACCAUUUUUGGCCAGAGUGCUGGAGGAUCUUCUGUGAAUUACCAUCUUCUCUCACAAAAGAGCCAGGACCUUUUUGCCCAGGCAGUGAUUCAGAGUGGAACAGCCAAUGCUUUCUGGUCUUGGAGGAGUCCUGAGAAAGCCAGGGAGCUAUCACUUACAUUUGGUCAUCUGCUAGGUUGUUCUGAGGACAAUAAUACCAGCGUGGUGAGUUGCCUGCAAACAAAAAAUGCUUCUGAAUUUACUCACCAUGAAAUAUCUAUGUUCUACAAAGGCGGCUUCUUUCUGAAUUUUCCCUUCACCCCAACCACCGAUGGCGAUUUUUUGCUUGGUGAUCCACAAAAUCUCAUGGAGGAGGGGCAAAUUCAGGUCAAACCAAUCCUCAUAGGUAGGACCCCUGAUGAAGCAGCUACAUUUGUCCCUUAUAUAUUCCCUGAUACCAACCACAGUCUAAUCAAUCAGGAGCAGCUUCUGAAAGGGAUAAGACUGUUGGUGCAAAAUGCAACUGAAGAUCUUGUUCAGGCUAUUGCGCUGAGGUACAGUGAAGGAAACCAUGGUCCAGCACAAUACCGCUCAGCUCUGUCACAGUUCUAUACAGAUCAUGUAAUUGCAUGCCCGUUGAUUGAAUCUGCAAGAAAUAUCAGAAAAACUGGGAGUCCUGUAUACGCUUAUUUAUUCACACAUCGCACUUCAGGAUCAGUUUGGCCUGAAUGGAUUGGGGCAACCCAUGCUGCUGAGAUUGCCUACAUCUUUGGAACCCUUGAGUCAGUGCUGGCUGUCAAUCACACAGAGGCUGAAUCUAGGCUGAGCCGUCAGCUGAUGCAUUACUGGGCACAGUUUGCCAGAACUGGGAAUCCCACUGGCUCAGUGGCCACCGAGGUUGAGUGGUCACUCUAUAAUGCCACUGAGCAGAACUUCUUCCUCCUCAAUAUUGAGCCAUUCCAGAAUAUGGAUAAAGAGCCUGACAAGCACUGUGGUUUUUUGAAGAAGCAGUUUUCAGAGGCUGCGCAGCCACACAAACCUGAAGGUGAUUCUGUUUCACCAGACUAGAAGGAAGACAGGAGGAACCAAUCAAGACAUCUCUUAAAAGCCUGGGGAAAUGAUGACAAGCUAGGCCAGAGAACCUUCUAGAAGGAUCCGCUGUCCUUUCAGGGACUGGCUGGUGGGAAUUUGGAAGAUGGAUAAGGAGCCAGCUAAAACCCACAUAAUCUUUGCUGUUAGGAGCAAUCUGUUAUGUGUUGAUUUGAAACAGGUUUUUAAUUUACUAAAAAAAAAAUCUCCAAAACUUCUUAAUAAAUAUUGUCUGAAUUCUUUGGGUAAAAAUCCUACUAUUCUAGCAACAAUGUAAGAACCUGACACAAUAUGGAAAAGCAAAACAAAACAGGAAUUCUGACUGCCAAACUUUGCUAUAACCUAAUGAGUGUCGUGUCUUUUUUUUCCCCAUAGGACUGAGCCUCCUUAAAUCUAAUAAAUGGGCAGAUUUGGU
Messenger RNA from Python bivittatus (Burmese python), 2261 nucleotides. RefSeq names its product cholinesterase-like. Gene Ontology annotation, molecular function: acetylcholinesterase activity. The record is from RefSeq and is a predicted model, not a curated record. Gene Ontology annotation, cellular component: plasma membrane. Gene Ontology annotation, biological process: choline metabolic process; acetylcholine catabolic process. NCBI's taxonomy places the organism in Eukaryota, Metazoa, Chordata, Lepidosauria, Squamata, Pythonidae.